UGCCAAAAAGAGCAGCAUUGGUUAGUGGUAGUGGCGGCUUUUUUGGAGCUUGGAAAAUCCUGGUUUUUAAGCAAUUAAAUUAUGGCAAAUUCAGCAAAAAAUGUAAUAACCGACUGGAAACGUUUGUGGCAAUUGGUUUCUGGCAUACACUAUGAGACACCUGAGAAUACAGUGCUAGAAGAGCUUACAAAUGUUCGUCAAGAAUUGCGUGAUGGUCUGCUGCAGUUUAAAACGUUCAAUGAUUCAAAAACCAAUUUGGAAAAAUUGCUGGCUGAAAAGAAACAGGAGAAGCUUUUGCCAUUUACUCUCAGACUGCAAGAAUUGCUGGAUCUGGAAUCUGUACAGUGCUGGGAAAUUCUAUGUUUUUAUUUGGCCAAUGAAUAUCGUGGCUCUGCCAGUUCACUAACCAAUCUCAUCUCAACGGAAAACAAUAUGACCCAAUUAUUGGAUGAUAUUUGGGGCUACUAUACCCUAGAACGCAUGAUUGUUUUGAAAAUAGUCAAGAAUUUGCUAAUAUUCUAUAGAGUUCCCAAUCAUCCAUAUCACAAUGAAUACAAGGAAAUCGUGAAUAAAAUAGGCAUGGACAAAUUAAGAGAGUCCUAUAUCAAACAAUUGGAGCAUUUGGUCAAUGAAGUGCCUCCACAGAAAUUAACCAACCGAGAGUUUUUCAACUAUCAAGCAAAAUUAAUUAAUUGGUCAGAACGCAAUGCUCGUGAAAUAAUCGAAGUAUCGCAUAUAAUUUUACUUUUGUGCGAUCACAAGCAUUUUAGUAUUGGCGAAAUAAAAUCCCUGUUCAAUUGCUUUAAACAGCAUUCCUUUGGCAGGCAGCAGACCUAUUUGAGUUCAGCCAAUGGUUUACACUCUGAGUUACUUAUGCGUUUGGCCUAUGUGGAAUUGGCAAUUUUUCUUAAAUGUUUGGAUUUGAAAAUGGAUCAAUCAUCCAAAGAAUUGGCAAAGGAAAUUUCUAAAGCCUUAGAUAAGGACGUUACAAGCAUGUGUCAUCAUCCGGAGAAUGGUCCCAUGUUGCUGACAUGGAUGCUACUACAAAUCCAGUAUACAGAUGCAGCAGAAAAUGAAGAGCAGCUUUUGCGUUGUCGAAAAAUGGGCAAAAGAGCAGUGGAUUUGAACUGUUUUAAAUUCAUGCAUGAUUUGAUAUCAAAUCAAAUGUUUAAAGAUGAUUCCAUGGUAUCAAGAAUAGUGCGAAAGACCAUAUACACAUUGUUGACAUAUCUGUGUGACUAUUUCGAUGGUGAUGGUUCUUGUGGCCAACAUCCGCAUAUAUAUGAACUUUUGUGUGAGUUGCUUAGUUGGCCUACAUUAGCUAAGGAAUUUUGCAGCCAUGAAGAGGGUGGUGUGCGUUCCUUAUACGACAGUCUACUGGAAAUGUUUCCUUUAGACUUUGCCCAUUUAUCCAUGAUUGCGGCAGCCUUAACCAAAGCAGGAAUGGGAAGUUAUGUCAAACAAAACCUGGAAGCCCUACCCAUACUCACCGAUCUGCAUGAUGAAAACAAAUUCCAAUUGAAAUCCUUGGGUGGCGAUGAGUAUGUUUUAAGUCAUGUGGUCAAACCAUUUCCACGCAUAGAUUUCUACAUUCCCGAAGGCACUUUGGCCACCGUUCUGGAGCGCAGAGAAGGCUGUUGUGUACACUUUCGAGUGCAGGUUAAUUAUUUUGAUGUGUUGCAUCAUGAAAUCAAUUCUUUGUUGACAGAAACCAUGCACUACCAUGGCGACUACGAGAAUAGUGAACGUGUUCGUAGAGUCAAUGAGGGCCUCAAAUAUUUGAAUGCUGCCCUGAAGAAAACCAAGUCAUUGCAGGGCAUUAGCGUGGAAAUGGUUCAUCCAACAGAAAUGUGCAUUGAUUUGUUGAACAAAUUUAAAGCUGUUCAAAAACCCCCUGUUCAACUCAUGGCCAAUUGUUUGAAUGUAUGCACCGCUUUGCUGCCCUUGGCCGAUGCCGAAAUUUUCAUCAGAGUUAUUAAUUUAUCCAUUUUGCCUGUCAUUAGCAAUGACUCGUUGGGUGACUAUAAGAAAUAUGCCCAUGGUGCUUGUUUUGAUUCUUUGCUGGUGGGUUUCUAUUUGGUGGAUGUCGAAAAGAAGAGAGAAAGCUUUGAGUUCCUGCAAGCGUAUCUGGGGUUUCUUAGAACCUAUACCAAAUUGCAAAGACGCAAAUAUUUUCAAGUGGAGAUACCGGGUUUGAUAUUUUUAUUGCGCGAUGUCUUUCCCCAUUUGCAUGUGUGGCGUUUCAAGUCUCAACUGGAGAAGUAUACCAUAUACGCCGAGAUAAUGGGCUUCAUAUGUGACAUUUUGGAUGAGUUCACCACCCAGGAAAAGGAUACCAAGGUGCCCAAAGCGCAGAUAUUGUUGCGUGACAUUUGCGUCUAUUCAAUGCUUAACAUGGAGAAUGGCAUGAUUCUGUUGCGUUUUGUGGCUUUGGGCAAUGCCUAUUUGCAGCAUUGCAUGGAAAUGGAAUCGAAUUGGAUGUUGCAACAAACCCAUGGCCUUGUUUUAUUGGUAAGGCUUUCGAUGCGUAUUCUCAUGCAAGUUCUGAAGCUGAAAAGUACCAUCUUUGAGUCUUCAGAAUUAUCCUCACUGGAGGCUAUGAUUUACACACAACCCAAGCAGAGGGAUACUCUGCGCAUUAUACCAGUGGUGACUCGUUAUAUGAGCAAUAUAUUUGACAGAUGGUUGCCCAUACUCUCUUGCCGUCUACUCAAAAGAAUUUCCUUGGAAUUCAAUAUGUCUUUGUUGGCUUGUCUGGACAUGGAACCCGAUCAGAUACGCAUGACAUUUUUACAAAAGUUGCCCGAUGAGCUGGAAAGUGAUUCCAUAAAAAUUGCCAUAUUAGAAUUGGUGGAAUCAUGCAUUGAAAAACAACCAGGCGUAACGGAAGCCUUCUUCAAGGUGAACUACAACAAGGAAAAGCGAAUUUUUGGCAAAGAAAAUGACACCCAAAUAUCCGAUAGCAUUGUCACCUUUAUGGAAGACUACUUGGAUGCCGUUAGCAAGGAUCCCCAAAUAGUGGAGCAAAUGCUGCCCAGCAAAGUCAUGAAUUUAUAUCACAUGUUAUGGAAGCAAAACAUGCAGCUGCUGGUCGAUGCUCUGGUACAAAAAUCCGAUUUUUGGGACAAACUGUGCCAGCCCUUGUUUGGGGAAUACAAAAAGAAUGUCAAAGCCUAUACACAGCUAUUGAACAUAAUGGGUUUGGAAAUAUUCGCCAACCACCAUAAGCCCAAUAGUGGCCUAAAAAAGGUGGUGGCCAAACUUUUCGAAGAGAAAUAUUUUGAAAAGUGGAUUGAUUUUGUCUUUGAUUUACCCAAAACAGCAGUCGAUAAGCCUCACGAAUUCAAUCCCGAAGAAAUGCCCGAGUGGCUGUGCAGAUUGCAAGCUUUUAAAAGUUUCAUUUUGAUAUUGUUGAAGAAACAGCCCAGCUUCACCGAAAUACCGCGCAAACAGUUCAAAGUGUUGGCCCAAAAAUGUUUAAACAUCUUGGUGGAGCGUGCUGACUUUGUGGAAGAUCUGCGACCUUUGAUCAUUUUAUCCGAACUGUAUUUGUUUAUUAUUUUGAGUUUCAAACAUGCCUACACCGACUCCACCGAGCAGCAUAGGCAUACGUUGAAGCAGUUGAAUAGCCUGUUGGCCAAAGUGGCUUCCUGCUAUACGGAUUUGCAUGUACGGGCGAAAGAGGCCUGCCUAUCAUUGGCCAUCAAAUGUGCCGAUUUGUUGUCCGAGGAAUUGACCGAAGAUUCUUCGCUCUCCAUGAUGUUUCUGCACUCGGUGGUCAGCAUCAUAUGCUCGGAAUUAAACAAUCUGGAGAAUUGUGUACGUGUGGAGGCCCAGUGUAAAAAGGCCAAUGAGGAGGUGAAAAAUGUUUCUUCGAAUUCUCUGAUACUGUGUUUGAAUCUACUUAAGACUGUAGCAGCCAUUUUUCACAAUGAUGGCUUUGGCAAUUGGGAUUUGCCCUUUAUAACGAACAAAGUAUUUCAGAGGCUCUUAAGUUGUACGGGAGCCAUUAUGCAAUUGCAUAGCAAACAACAGUUGUCUGUGGAGUUACUGGAUGUUUUGAUUGUCUUUGCCAAAGGCAACUGUUCGGCAGAGUUUUUACACUGUGAUGUGGGAGAUUAUUUGUGGUUAAAAUUAUUGCCCCCCAAAGAGCUGUUGGAGGUAAACUACUCACUGCAACCCAAGGAUACCGACUGGACUGUACAAAAAUGGUGGCCUAUUUAUGCUAGAGGCAUUGAAUUGGUCAACAUACUUUUUCAAAAGCACACCUAUCAUUUUCUCAAGGAAACUUUGCAGUUUGUGGGCAUACAUGAGGAAUAUCUGGUCGAUUCAUUGUUGUUGAGUAAACAGUCGCUGGAGCCUUCGGCUAUGCGUCUUAUCAAAAGUUGUGCUACCCUACUGUCAAGUCUGGUGAUGUUUGAGAAACAAUGGCGUUUGGAGCAUUCACAGUCUUUGUUCAACUUGAUGCGUUCCGUACAAAUACUCUUGAGCCAUGCCAUAGCAAUGUUCCAUCAACCCAAGAAUUUGAAAAUUCUUAUAGCCGGACGUCGCUCACAAUUGGAGAUUAUAAGGGAUUCUGAGAGUGCUGGCUUGGUGGAUGAGGCCAUUACAGCUUUCAAUGAUCUAACCGAAAUUAUUAUAUUAUGUGUGAAAUGCCUGCAAGCCUUUAGUCCCAAUUUGGUGGAUUUGAUUUGUGAACCUGAAUUUUCAGUGUUCAAAUGGGAACCCAUAUUUGAGAUAUGUUUUGGAGCUCCUAAAUUAAGUGAAAAUGCGGUACAUCUAACAUUUGGCACCGUUCUCAGCAUCGUGGGUGUCUAUACGAAGGUCUUAAACUUGCAAAAUUACGGUUUCCAUGAGGUACCUCUUAAUGUACUACCAGAAGCAAGUCGUGGCACUGGAGCUGCAUGUUCCAGCCCCAGUUCAAAUAUCACAAAAUCCCCACAGUCACACCAUACCUCACAAAGACCAUUUUCAAAAUCCCUUUCGGUGGCGUCAGUGUCAUCAAUCAACUGCCCACCCAAUGAGUUGUUAUCAAAUCUAGAUGGGGAAUUGUGUUUGGUGGCCUUGGAGCAUAUACUCACAUUGGCUGCCUCCCAAAGUUUAUUGGCUCUGAAAAAUCCCUGUUUACCCACACGAGAGAAACAAUUGAUAAAAAGGGAAAUAAGCAGUGAGCUGUUGUCCUAUCAUGAGUUUGUGCGUAAAAAGGUGUUGAUUGAUUUUCGGGAGCACAAUAAAAUCUGGCAUAGACGUAAGCAUGGUCAAGUGUUAAUGCAAGAAACCGAUAAUGAUCGUGACGAUAGAGAUUCAAAUAUGCCUUCGACUAGUGGGGCUGCCGCAUCCUCACAACGCACACAAAUUCCCGAAGUACAACGUAGGCCACCUUCUUCGGAUUUAAGGGUCAAUGUGGUUAGGCGUUUACAUUUGCAACAACAACAGCACCAGAAAACACCCGGUCCCACGGGUUCGUUCGAAAUGUCUCGCAUAAUCAGUCCCAUAGGUGGGGCAAGUAGCAAAACACAACGACAACAACAACAACCACAACCGCCAGCAGCAGCUUCCACACCGACAUUGCCAAGACCACCGAUGCGCAGACCAGGCCAUGGCGAAAUGCUCGAGGAUGACUACAAUAAGCGUGUCCAUAUGACUGAUGAUGCUGCCAUCAUACUAGAGGUUCAAGAUGAAGAAGAGGGAAUAUAUUUCCCGCCGGAGGAACCCAAAUACAGUGCCCUCUCCUAUAUACAAUUUGUCGAAGAAGACUAUUUACAUUUUAUGUCCAAUUUAUUUUUUGUUAUUUGUCAAAAUGAUUAAUGUUUUGCUUUGAGUUACCAGAAAAAGCUAUUCUCCCAAUGGGCCUCAUGAGAGCUCUUGGCCAAAAUUUUUGUGUUAAUUAUAAAAGUUAAUAAAAAAUUAUUUUUUGAUAACAAUUUUUCCAUGAAAAAAAACAGAAGAACAAAUAAUUGUCGUAUGUUUGCAUUGGUGGUCAUAUGGUUUAGAACGUCAAUGACUUAAAUGCUUGCCUCAGUGCUUCGACAUUCCAAAAAGAUUCACCAUGG
Molecule: messenger RNA, 6053 nt
Organism: Stomoxys calcitrans (stable fly)
Lineage: Eukaryota; Metazoa; Arthropoda; Insecta; Diptera; Muscidae
Gene: Nup188
Product: nucleoporin Nup188
Exons: 9
Coding region: 82-5808 (1908 amino acids)
Biological process (GO): RNA export from nucleus; protein import into nucleus
Cellular component (GO): nuclear pore inner ring
Molecular function (GO): structural constituent of nuclear pore
Source: RefSeq, a predicted model, not a curated record